This is a messenger RNA of Acaulospora colombiana, 441 nucleotides long. Lineage: Eukaryota; Fungi; Glomeromycota; Glomeromycetes; Diversisporales; Acaulosporaceae. The record is from the annotation of a GenBank genome assembly.
AUGGAACGAAAUGAAGGUAGUGAGACUUCUCAAAGAAGGAUCUCAUCCUUCGAUAAUUGCUUACGAUUGCUUCAUCAUAACACCAUCUUACGCACUGAUUUCAAGGUCGAUGAGCGCAAAGCAAAAAGCUGGUUUGAAAGCCUCGCUUCGGCUGUCGAAUUCAUGCACGCUCGAGGCGUUGCACACAAUGACAUCAAACCUGCCAAUAUCCUCCUUUCGGCGUCGAAAACGCCUAUUCUUGUUGAUUUCGGGUUCUCGGAACGUUACGAGCUAGGUUCGGCAGAUGCGUUCCGGUCUUCACUUGCAUAUGGGACCCCUGAAUACCUUUCUCCGGAGCGUGCCAAGGGUCAACUGCAUAACACCCGUAAAUCGGAUGUAUGGUCACUAGGUGUCACCUUUUUUGAGAUCAUCAUGGCCCGCACCCCCUUUGAAAAUGAUAAA